GCCCACCUCGUGACCUGACGGGGGCUGGCCCAGCUCGCCCCAGCUCUGGAAGAGUGGGCGGGGCAGGAGGAGCCUUAUAAUUGGAUGAAUCUGGGAUCCCUGAGUCCUGCUCAGCCCAGGAGGCGCGAAGGACACCGUUCCCCGGGAGCUGGUUGGCCAAUCUCAAGCCAGAAGAUGAAGGCUCUGUGGGUUGCGUUGGUGGUCACGCUCCUGGCCGGAUGCCGGGCGGAGGUGGAGCCGGAGCCAGACGUGCAGCUGGGGCAGGAGCAGCCCGAAUGGCAGGGCAGCCAGCCCUGGGAGCUGGCUCUGGGUCGUCUCUGGGAUUACCUGCGCUGGGUGCAGACGCUGUCUGACCAGGUGCAGGAGGAGCUGCUCAGCACCCAGAUCACCCAGGAACUGACGGCGCUGAUGGAGGAGACCAUGAAGGAGGUGAAAGCCUACAAGGCGGAGCUGGAGGAGCAGCUGAGCCCUGUGGCCCAGGAAACCCGGGCCCGCCUGUCCAAGGAGCUGCAGGCGGCGCAGGCCCGGCUGGGCACGGACAUGGAGGACUUGCGCAGCCGCCUGGCGCAUUACCGCAACGAGGUGCAGGCCAUGCUGGGCCAGACCACCGACGAGCUGCGGAACCGCCUGGCCUCC
Molecule: messenger RNA, 636 nt
Organism: Vicugna pacos (alpaca)
Lineage: Eukaryota; Metazoa; Chordata; Mammalia; Artiodactyla; Camelidae
Gene: APOE
Product: apolipoprotein E
Biological process (GO): cholesterol efflux; lipoprotein metabolic process; phospholipid efflux
Cellular component (GO): very-low-density lipoprotein particle; low-density lipoprotein particle; extracellular vesicle
Molecular function (GO): phosphatidylcholine-sterol O-acyltransferase activator activity; phospholipid binding; cholesterol transfer activity
Source: RefSeq, a predicted model, not a curated record